Mesorhabditis spiculigera is the source of this 468-nucleotide messenger RNA. Lineage: Eukaryota; Metazoa; Nematoda; Chromadorea; Rhabditida; Rhabditidae. The record is from the annotation of a GenBank genome assembly.
AUGCUAUUCUCAACGUCCUUUCUGCUGUUCGCGUUUCCAGCGCUGGCGGUCGGCUGCAAGACUGCCAAUCACUCGGCACCAUGUGACCAAUGCCCAAAUCCUUCGCAGACACCGCCUUCGCCUCUGACUUUGGUCCAGGGCUAUUUCUAUUUCACGACCGAGGAUGGGUGCUCAAAGGCUGAAAAUGGCUGCCCUGUUGGAGGGAAUUUGAGACUGGAGACGGACCAGGGUGUGAUCACGAUCCCUCCCCCAGCUUCUGAAUCGCAAGAAUUGAAGUGUACGAGUGGGAAUUAUCGAACUGUUUACGAGGGAGUGUCGUAUAUCGUCACUGGAAAUAUUUGCUACACCACGGCUUGCGCCGCGUGCCCCACUCCAAACGUGGCCGCCGGGAUUACUGUAAAGACCCGCUACGAAGAAAAAUUCUACUGCAAACGGGCCCAAUUCUCCGGAUGCGCAAAUGGAUAUAAG